Messenger RNA from Anolis carolinensis (green anole), 1384 nucleotides. Its product is annotated as epidermal retinol dehydrogenase 2. The record is from RefSeq and is a predicted model, not a curated record. Bases 285 to 1211 code for a protein of 308 amino acids. The transcript is spliced from 6 exons. Gene Ontology annotation, molecular function: oxidoreductase activity, acting on the CH-OH group of donors, NAD or NADP as acceptor. Gene Ontology annotation, cellular component: lipid droplet. NCBI's taxonomy places the organism in Eukaryota, Metazoa, Chordata, Lepidosauria, Squamata, Anolidae.
CAUAUUCCUCUAGGGCUGGGUGGAGGGGGGAAGGGGGCAUGCACCUGCCUGGCUACCUAAGGAAAGCUUACCUAGCACUGAAUGCUCUACUCUUGGCAUGAAAUGUAACAUUAAUUUUUGUAAUUAUUUUGAUGCAUUUUUUUCAGGAGCUGCAGGAUCUUCCCUUCUGAAGUACUUAAGUAUAGGGCAAGGAAGGGCCAGCUGGACUUGAAUAAGAGUGUGUCUACCACUCUCUUCCUCUGUGUAUUUUCUCUUUUAAAUUAGAAAAUAUAUUCAAAAACAUCAUGUUUCCAAUAAUAAAUAUUUUGGACACCAUUGAAUUUAUCAUUUUAUUUAUUUAUUAUUGCUUUGAAGCAUUUAUUUUAAUGUUUUUUAAUUAUCGAAAAAAUGUUGCUGGGAAAAUAGUACUUGUCACAGGAUCUGCAAAUGGAAUUGGAAAAGAAAUUGCCAAAAAUUUUGCACUUCUUGGCUCAAUCCUUGUUCUCUUGGACAUUGACGAAGAAGGUAACAGUGAAACAGCAGAGCUUGCCAAAGCCAAUGGAGCCCUAGCCGUUUAUACCUACAAGUGUGAUUUGCGCAAAAGAGAAGAAAUAUACGCAGUGGCAGAUCAGGUUAAAAAAGAAGUAGGAGAUCCAGAGAUGCUAAUCAAUAAUGCAGGUAUAGUAAAGGGAAUGAUCUUUGAGGAUCUUACUGACUCGGAUAUACAAGAAACACUGGAAGUCAAUACUGAAGCCCAUUUCUGGACCUGCAAAGCCUUUCUUCCAGCUAUGAUUGCCAACAACCAAGGCCAUUUGGUUACUAUUUCUAGUUUAUCAGCCUUAUUUGGGGCCACGAAACUCACAGAUUAUUGUGCUAGUAAAUGUGCAGCAUCUGGGUUUUUGGAAUCUCUUGCUUUUGAAAUGACAGCUGCGGGAAAGAAAGGUAUUAAAGCCACCAUUGUCAUUCCUUCUUUUGUGGAAACAGGAUUCGUUACUGGGGUAAAAGCCAGCAGGCCACAGCUGUUUCCUGUCUCGGUAAACUAUGUGGUAAAGAAGAUUGUGGAUGGUAUUCUGAAAGAGAAACUUUACGUGGUCCUGCCAUCAUAUGCAAGACUAAAUGUUUUGAAACUAUUUCUGCCUACAAAGGUGGUUUUCCUUAUUGCAGAGUUUUACGGACGUUUCAAGAACUUAGAUAACUACAAAGGCAGUGUUCGAAGAGGAACAAAGGAUUGAGAAAUGGUGCACAAUCUCCUACAUUAGAAUUCCUCUUCUUGGUAAUUAAUGGACUUGAUAGCUGUAUGAUUGGCUGCUUCAGAUGCUUCCUCCAGACCAGCUUUUGUCUUUCACUUAUCCUAUAGAUGUGUAACGUCAAAUGAUUAAAACAAUUAAAAUGUACUAUUAAUAAC